CAUUUCUUGAUUUAGAGAAAAUGGAUUAUAUUUCAUUUCUUAUAAAAGGGUAUAGUUGUAUAGUGGUUUUCAUUCAUUCUAUUACAUCUCAAUCCAUUACAUUCAACUUAUUCCACAUAAGUUGUAGUCUGGCUAAAUAGAUUUUUAUUAACUAUACAUCGACUGAGGAGCGGAAAGCCACUUGAUUGUAAGGAGAGGGAUUUAGCGAGAAAAUCUCACUCAUUUUCAGGUAAGAUUUACUUAGCUCGCUCCUUGCUUGCGGAGCGGCAUACCAAUAAAAAGAAAAGCGUUAUCGGAACUCUUACCAUCCGAGUUUUUUCAUUUAAGUUCAUCUCACACCAAUUAACCUCAUUCAAUUUAUCCUCACAUGAACCAACAUACAAACCUUUAUUAUGUCUCUACAACUUCGGACAAACGACUACAACUUCACCACCCGAUCAUGAUCCUACCGGCCCCUCCAUGGAGUUGUUGCUAGGCUCUCCAAUUUGCAUCGUCUUGAUACCCUUCAACGUCUAAAUUUCUCAAAAAAGUGUACUUAAAGUUGAAGCGUCUCUCUCAGUGGAUCGUUUUAGUAAGAGUUUCUCAAAGCUCAUCUUUUUCUGAACCCUGUGCGUGCACCGAGCUGCACUUUUCUAGGCACGAGAUCCUAGUAAUUAAGAUGAAUCCGCUACAAGUUGUCGUUCAAAUAGAAAAUAGAGGGAAAAUUCCUGUUUUCCUGAAGGAGAGUCUCCUUCAUGCACUGCCAGGACGAUUCGGCCUUGUGAUCCAAAUUCCCCCGUUCAGCACAAAGGUUAUCGCGGCGCAUACCUUCUUUGCCCGCAAUAAGUCCUUCGGAAGGCCCUCUACCGUAGAGGUCCACCUAAAUGGGAAAUUGAUUCAGCAGUUGACACCGCAGACCUUCGUACAUUACCCGAAGAUCAUCAUUGAUGGUGUUUCUGAUAAUGGAGAGGGAUCAAUCAUCCGUGUGAUUCGUCCUCAACGACAGCUAGAAAUCUCUCGUCUGAGGGUCUUUAACUUUCUGGCAAAUGGCUAUAAAGAAAGGAAAGAAGUCUGGGUUAUGAAGGAGUAAGGACUCAGUUAUAUGCAUGGAGACUGCAGGCAACAGCUAUCAUAAGAAAUUUAUGCUUUAGUUUUACUCGAAUUCUGCGUGUUGUUUAUUAAUUAUUGUUAUGGAGGAUGUGUGUUGAUUCUGCGUGUUGUUUUUUAAUUAUUGUUAUGGAGGACGUGUGGUGUUGUUUUUUCUUCGUUUGUUUUCCUCCUGUGAGUGUAUUUUUAU
Messenger RNA from Solanum tuberosum (potato), 1276 nucleotides. RefSeq lists its product as uncharacterized. The transcript is spliced from 2 exons. The record is from RefSeq and is a predicted model, not a curated record. Bases 659 to 1069 code for a protein of 136 amino acids. Lineage: Eukaryota; Viridiplantae; Streptophyta; Magnoliopsida; Solanales; Solanaceae.